Gymnogyps californianus (California condor) is the source of this 1050-nucleotide messenger RNA. It is a transcript of the gene CLN6, whose product is annotated as CLN6 transmembrane ER protein. The transcript is spliced from 7 exons. Bases 1 to 954 code for a protein of 317 amino acids. NCBI's taxonomy places the organism in Eukaryota, Metazoa, Chordata, Aves, Accipitriformes, Cathartidae. The record is from RefSeq and is a predicted model, not a curated record.
AUGCAGGGCGCGGCGCGGCGGCGGCCGUUCCCGGCGGCGGCCCCGGGCUCCCCCCAGCCCGCCGGGCCGCUCUACCCGGGCAGGCAUGGAGCGGUCAAGAACGAGGACACCUUCAAGACCUCCCCGUUUCAUUUUGAUCUGUGGUUCUACUUCACUCUGCAGAACUGGGUGCUGGACUUUGGGCGUCCCAUUGCGAUGAUAAUCCUACCUUUGGAGUGGUUUCCUCUAAACAAACCGAGUGCCGGAGAUUAUUUCCACAUGGCUUACAAUGUUAUCACACCAUUUCUUCUGCUGAAGCUCAUCGAGAGAUCCCCCAAGACCUUACCGAGAUCAAUGGUCUACGUCAGCAUCAUCAUGUUUGUCAUGGGAGCCAGCAUCCACCUGGUCGGAGACUCCGUAAACCAUCGCCUGAUUUUCAGUGGCUACCAGCACCAUCUGUCUGUAAGAGAGAAUCCCAUCAUCAAGAACCUGAAGCCAGAGACACUGAUUGAUUCCUUUGAGCUGCUGUACUACUACGAUGAAUAUUUAGGUCAUUCGAUGUGGUAUAUCCCUUUUUUCCUGAUCCUGUUUAUAUAUUUCACUGGCUGCUUCACUCCUGUUGAAGAGGAGAGCAGGAUGCCAGUGGCUGCCUUGCUUCUGAUGGGGCCCAGCAGCCUUUAUUACUGGUAUCUCGUGACGGAGGGUCAGAUUUUCAUCCUCUACAUUUUCACUUUCUUUGCCAUGAUGGCUUUAGUGAUGCACCAGAAACGCAAAGGACUCGUCCUGGACAGCAAUGGGCUCUUUCUCUUCUACUCCUUCAUCAUAACGCUGGUCCUCAUUGCUGUUUGGGUGGUUUGGCUGUGGAAUGACAAAAUUCUCAGGAAGAAGUACCCUGGCGUGAUCUAUAUCCCCGAGCCGUGGGCAUUUUACACCCUGCACAUGAACAACCUCCAUGCAACAAAGGAAAGUUUAUAAGUUUUGAUAUUUUAGAGCCAUUUGAAGAAAAAAAAAAAUCUAGUUUUUCUAAUGUAGAUGUAUUUCAAAUAAAUUCCUGACCAACAUUAGCUGCAA